GCUGGCUGUGAGAGCCAUUACUCACUUGUUGUGCAACCGUUGAGGUGUUGAGUUUGCUAAACGCACCCAUCGUGUGAUAUUUCUGAGGGCGGUCUAAAUAAAUAAUCCAAAAAUGUGUAUAAAGAUAGCUCUCCACAAGAUACUGUAUACAUUGACAUCCAGCGAUGACGAUCGUCUCGAGGGUUUCGAUGAUAAGCUGGCACGAAAACUAUGUGUGAUAGCAUCGUUAAUCACAGAUGAGAUGAAUAUAAAGAUAGAAGGAGAAUCUAUCCGGUGGAUAUAUUUACAAACAUUGGUUUCUGUAUUGAAUAAUAUUAUAAAAGCAAAUAUAACAAGUGAUGAUACAACAUUCAGUGUACAACAGAUCCGAUCUCUGAAAGAUGCAAUAGGACUAAUAGUUUCAAUAGGGAUUAUACCUUGUCUAGAAAAAGGUGUAGGUAUAGAUAUGGCAAAAUUAUGUCCUAAAGCUACAAAAAUUCCACAAGAAAAUCUAAGUUGUGUACAGAGAUACGAACGAAUAAGAUUUACAACCAUUGCUCUCACAGAUCUGUUUCACAAUGAGAACUUACGACCAGCUAUACUUUUAUAUCUCGGUACCAUACUAGCAUCUUUAUUACAAUUAUCAUUUGCCCCAUUAAUUAAGCCCAAUGAGGAGGUUGAGCAAACAUCAAAUACCAAAAACUGUGAUCAAGCACAAUUUCGUAUGACAGUGAAACGAUAUCAAGACUUAUUGGGUCAUCAAAAAGAAUUUUAUGUUAGAUUAAUUUUCUUGUUAAGUAGUUGUCCACAAUAUAAAUGUAUUCAAGAAUUAAUGAUAAUUCUUGGACAGCAAAAAACACCAAAAUGGUUGCGCAUAUGUACACGAAAUAUUUUAGUUAGCAAAGUUACACAACCAGGUGGAGUAUCGUCGUUAAUCAACGCAAUCUGUGGCGACGAAUUGGAUAUAGGUGUGAACUGGCGUAUGCUGGACGUGGUCCCCAAAUUGUUAGCAAUAUCUCAUGGAAAGAGCGAGGACGAGUAUUACAGACUCGUGUGUCCACAGAUUUUAGAUCUACUCUCCUCGGAUAAAAUCAACCAUGGUUCGACGAUAGCGAACUGUUGUAUCGCUACUCUACACGAUAGCAAACCGCUCAUUUGUCAAAAGUACAUAAUAGAACCCAUGUGCGCACCUUUAUUAACGACAGAGCCGUUCACCACAAGAUCCGAAAAGGAAAUAGAGCGGUGUGUAAUAAUGCUGGCAAAAUGUUUUCUAGCUGAGGAUGCAAAGUUCAAGCACCCACCUAGUAAACUCAUUUUGCACGUCGCUACACCUUUAUUUUGCCUAUAUAACAAAGCUCGUAAAAGCGCAUGUAUAUUGAAGAAACAUUUACAGCAGCUGUUAUUGAAAAUCCUUGAGAAUGAGGCAAAUCGACAAGAACUCUAUUCUGCUUUUCUGGGGCACAACACGUCGGCAGGAUUCGGAGAUUACGUACUGCUGGAAUUCGGGCCGACUGGUGGUAUUGAGAUCACUGGCUUGUGUGAAGAUUUGAGAUACACGGAACUAGCUGAUACUGUUCACGAUCUAGUAUGCAUCGCCAAGAACUUGUCGCCCAGUAUAUUCACUUACAUAUUAAAUUUUUUGUCGAAUACAAAUCGGCAACGAGAAAUGCUAGAAACAGAAGACGAUCGAAUAGAGCACAUGGAGAUGCAAAUAGCAGCUUGUGUACUUCUCCAACCGUUAACCGAUAUGAAUACCGUUCGCGAAGCACAAGCGAAAGAACCACAGUGGCUAUUAUCCUUUAUAAAGUCCUUAUUCACCAAAUAUACCGAAAAGCAACAAGGUGAAAUGGAAGAGAGCGAGUGCGAGCUACUGUAUCUCAGUUUGAUGCUGAUAAAAACUUUGGUUGACGAAAAAGCUAAGCUGGAGAUUGAUCUUUUCAAGGAUUUCAGUGUGUUUUUGAAAAAGCACGUUAACUCAAGAAUACCUAUGCAGCUUAAAUCGUUGAUAAAUGACGUGGUGAGAUGUAUCGAGACUUACGGCACAUCUGAGAAGAAACGCUAUCAAAAUUUGUUGAUAAUAAAUUCGACCUCGUCAGACAAAUUCGACAAAGCUAUAAAGGAUCUCGCGGAUCCAUUAAUUCCUGUCCAGGCGAACGGUCUCGUAACGCUCAGGAAAUUGAUCGAGAGUAAGGAUCCCUUCACUGUUCAAAACAAAGGGAUUAUUCUUGGUCUGUUGCAGACCAACAUACAACAUGAAGAUUCAUACAUAUAUCUGGCAUCUAUCAAUGGAUUGUGUGCAUUAGCAACUGCAUUUCCGCACGAAAUUAUAGGGACAUUAGUGCCAGAAUAUAUAAACAUGCCUAAUCGUAUAAUAGGAACAGAAAUAACCACUGAAACCAGAAUCAAACUUGGUGAAAUAUUAAUCAAAACAACGAGAGCCUUAGGUGAAAUGGGUGUGAUGCAUAAGAAUAUGUUAGUCAAUGGCUUUUUGUGUGCCGUUCGCGACAAGGAACCUUUGAUACGAGCUUCUGCUCUUUCUUGCUUAGGGGAACUUUGCAAAGUACUGAGCUUUCGACUGACAAACGUUCUUACCGAGAUUAUUUACUGUAUCGCGAUGGUAGUGAAGUAUGACAAAGCGCCUGAAUGCCGACGCGCUGCCGUUCUAGUUGCUACGCUUCUAUUUCGUGGCCUUGGCAAGGAUACGUUGACUAGUCUCGGUGAUGACUUGGUUACCUUAUAUCGCGCGCUGAAACACCUGCGCGAUGAGGACAUCGACCCGAUAUUGCAGCUGCACGCUCAAUUAGCCUUGGAGGAAAUCGAUCUGAUUGUAAAGGAUUUUCUAACAAAACCGUGCAAAUUCGAGAAGCAAAUUUUCGUAUUGGAUCAGCCAUGGUAGAAUACUUUGAUUCUCAUUUGCUGUACAGUAUUUUUGACACGCACACACACAUAUAUAUAUAUAUAUAUAUAUAUGUGUGUGUGUGUGUGUAUAUAUAUAUAUAUAAUAUAUAUUUUUUUUUAUGUACAAUUCUCGCUUCUUGCUCCGCAAUUUUACAGACUUUAAGAAUGUUGUUCCUUGGUGCCAUAUAAACAAUGUACAUACUACACUUAAUUAAUCAUCUAAAUAUUUUCAAGAUCAAUCAGUAGAAAAUAAGAUAAAUAAAUGUGAUACAAACCAA
This is a messenger RNA of Odontomachus brunneus, 3155 nucleotides long. RefSeq names its product transport and Golgi organization protein 6 homolog (gene Tango6). Gene Ontology annotation, biological process: protein secretion. Bases 113 to 2875 code for a protein of 920 amino acids. The transcript is spliced from 8 exons. The record is from RefSeq and is a predicted model, not a curated record. NCBI's taxonomy places the organism in Eukaryota, Metazoa, Arthropoda, Insecta, Hymenoptera, Formicidae.